CUGAGCGCGGUCCCAUUCCCGGGGCAGCGCCGCCGCCAUGUGGAUCCAGGUGCGCACCAUGGACGGCAGCCAGACGCACCGCGUGGACUCGCUCUCCAAGCUCACCAAGGUGGAGGGGCUGCGCCUGCGGAUACACGAGGUGUUCGGCGUGGAGCCCCACCGGCAGCGGCUGUUCUACCGCGGCAAGCAGAUGGAAGAUGGUCACUCCCUGUUCGAUUACAGCGUGGGGCUGAACGAUAUCGUUCAGCUGCUGGUCAGACAAAGCCCGGCCGUGCUGCCUGCUGGGAGCAAGGAGAAGGACUCGGAGCUCUCAGACAGCGACUCCGGCUGUGGCUCCGGCCCCAGCGAGUCCGACAAAAGCUCCCACAACGGGGAGGGUGCCCUGGAGCUGGAGGGACAGCCCAGCACGGCAAAGCAGCCCCACUGGACCGACCCCGGCUUCGGCCUCUACAAGAUCAAUGACUUGGUGGAUGCUCGGGACACGGACAUGGGAGCGUGGUUUGAAGCCCAGGUUGUGAAUGUAACCAGGAAAAAACCCACCAGUGAAUCAGCUGAGAGCUGCACAGAUCCUGACCAGCCCACAGCUGUCCCUGAAGAAGAUGUAAUUUAUCAUGUGAAAUAUGAUGAUUAUCCAGAGAACGGCGUGGUGCAGAUGAGCUCCGCUAACGUGCGCGCUCGGGCUCGGACCAUCCUCAAGUGGCACCAGCUGGAGGUGGGGCAGGUGGUGAUGGUCAACUACAACCCCGAUGAGCCCAAGGAGAGGGGCUUCUGGUACGAUGCUGAGAUCCUGCAGAAAAGGGAAACAAAACUGACCAGGGAGCUCAAUGCAAAGAUACUGCUUGGGGAAGCUGGUGAUUCCUUGAAUGACUGCACAAUUAUAUUAGUGGAUGAAAUCUAUAAAAUAGAAGAGCCAGGCUCUGCUUCUCCCAUCAGUGCUGGUACCCCAAAACGACAGAUUGGACCCGUGUGUAAAGCCUGCAAGGACAACCCAAACAAGACGUGCAGGGUCUGUGCGUGUCACAUCUGUGGGGGGAAGCAGGAUCCAGAGAAGCAGCUCAUGUGUGACGAGUGUGACAUGGCCUUCCACAUCUACUGCCUCAAGCCUCCCCUCAGCAGAAUCCCAGAUGACGAGGACUGGUAUUGCCCUGAAUGUCGAAAUGAUGCAAGUGAGGUGGUUUUAGCAGGAGAGAAAUUAAAAGAAAGUAAAAAGAAACAAAAGAUGGCAUCUGCUAAUUCCUCCUCCCGGAGAGACUGGGGCAAGGGCAUGGCGUGUGUUGGGCGCACCAAGGAAUGCACCAUUGUCCCCUCCAACCACUAUGGACCAAUUCCUGGCAUCCCCGUUGGCACCAUGUGGAAAUUCAGAGUUCAGGUGAGCGAGUCCGGGGUGCACAGGCCCCACGUGGCGGGGAUCCACGGCAGGAGCAACGAUGGCGCCUAUUCCUUGGUGCUGGCAGGAGGAUAUGAAGAUGACAUCGAUCAUGGGAAUUCCUUCACGUACACGGGGAGUGGGGGCCGAGACCUCUCUGGGAACAAGCGCACGGCAGAACAGUCCUGUGAUCAGAAACUCACCAACAUGAACAGAGCCCUGGCUCUCAACUGCAGUGCCCCCAUCAACGACAAGCAGGGGGCCGAGGCCAAGGACUGGCGGGCAGGGAAGCCGGUGCGGGUGGUCAGGAACGUCAAGGGAGGCAAGCACAGCAAGUACGCUCCUCUGGAGGGCAACAGAUACGACGGCAUCUACAAGGUUGUGAAAUACUGGCCCGAGACAGGGAAAUCUGGGUUUCUGGUGUGGCGAUACCUGCUUAGGAGGGACGAUGAAGAACCUGCUCCUUGGACCAAAGAGGGAAAGGACAGGAUGAAAAAGCUUGGCCUGACAAUGCAGUAUCCUGAAGGAUAUUUGGAAGCCGUUGCAAACAAAGAUAAGGAAAAAGAAAAUAGUGGAGAUGAUGAGUUUGAUACCCCAGGGAAAGGGAAGAGGAAAAGGAAAUCAGCAGAUGGGGAGGAAAAACUCAUCACCUCUCCAGCAGGGACUCCAAAGAAAACUAAAGUUGAGCCAUACAAGCUGACAUCCCAGCAGAAAUCUCUUAUAAAAAGUGAUGAAGCCAAUGAAAAACUGUGGAAUGAAGUCCUAGAGGCUCUCAAAGAUGGACCGAAAUUUCUGAGUAAAGUGGAGGAGGCCUUUCUGUGUAUCUGCUGUCAGGAGGUCGUGUUCCGGCCGGUCACCACCGUGUGCCAGCACAACGUCUGCAAGGACUGCCUGGACAGGUCGUUCAAGGCGUCGGUGUUCAGCUGCCCCGCGUGUCGCUACGAGCUGGGCCGCAGUUACAGCAUGGAGGUGAACGAGGCCCUGCAGAGCGUCCUGGCCCAGCUCUUCCCCGGCUACGGCAGGGGCCGGUGA
Molecule: messenger RNA, 2398 nt
Organism: Pseudopodoces humilis (Tibetan ground-tit)
Lineage: Eukaryota; Metazoa; Chordata; Aves; Passeriformes; Paridae
Source: RefSeq, a predicted model, not a curated record